Molecule: messenger RNA, 1413 nt
Organism: Medioppia subpectinata
Lineage: Eukaryota; Metazoa; Arthropoda; Arachnida; Sarcoptiformes; Oppiidae
Source: the annotation of a GenBank genome assembly
GGGGAGAGAGGGCUGGCAUUGAGUGGCGGACAGAAGGCUAGGCUGAGUCUGGCCCGGGCUCUGUACCACUCGGCAGACAUCUAUCUACUGGACGACCCCUUGAGUGCUGUCGACACACAUGUCGCCAAACAUAUCUACCAGAAAUGUUGUAUUGAGUACCUGAAAGACAAGGCGACUAUUUUAGUCACACAUCAAAUCCAGUUUCUCAAAGACGCGCAUCAAAUACUUGUGCUCAACGACGGCGAGUGUGUGGCCAUCGGGUCCUACCAUCAGCUCAAAGAGCGCGGCAUUGAUCUCAUGGCAUAUCAGAGACAAACAGAUGCAUCAAAUGAUAGCAAAGCUAUGAAAAGGAAGACAUCUCUCACGUCAUCGAUUGCCUCAUCCCGUAGUGAAGAAUCGGAAGUGACGGACGUUAGGGAACCGAUAGAAGCGGACGAACAGGAAGUUAAGGCCGAACUCAAAAUGAUUGGAACCAUUGAGUCCAGUGUUUAUAUGGAGUACAUUAAGGCCGGCGCCGGACCUCUGCUCAUAACACUUACCAUAUUGUUUAUAAUUACUUCACAAAUCCUUAAUCAGGAGAGUGUUUAUUGGUUGAGCUUAUGGACUAAUGAAAUGAGCAAAAAACCCAAUGAAGUGAAUCAGACAUUCAACUUAAUAGUCUACACGAGUCUAACCUGUGGUCUGUUUGUGUCCACUCUGUUGUCCACCAUUUGUUUCUACAUAAUGUGUAUGAGAUCUUCGGUUAAUCUCUAUAACCGAAUAUUCUAUGCAUUAUUGCGAUCACCGAUACAUCUGUUCGAGAGUUCACCCAUUGGUAACACUCUUAAUUGUCGCUAUUUCUACAUAAUGUGUAUGAGAUCUUCGGUUAAUCUCUAUAACCGAAUAUUCUAUGCAUUAUUGCGAUCACCGAUACAUCUGUUCGAGAGUUCACCCAUUGGGUUGAUUUGUCGCUAUUUCUACAUCAGAGCCGCGAGGGAUAUCAAACGUAUGGAAGCCCGGAGUCCGGUGUACUCUCACGUGAACACAACGCUGUGUGGGCUGACAUCGAUCCGUGCGUUUGGCGCACAGCAUAUGUUUGAGCGUCAGUUUGAAGUCCACCAAAACGACAACACCUCUACUUUUUUCCUAUUCAUCUGCACUUCCAGAGCACUCGGAGUCAUAGCUGACACCAUUUGCAUCGCAUAUCUCAUUGCUAUUAUUGCGUAUAUUAUGACCAAUAGUGACGCCUUAUCGUUGACUUUUUUGGUUCAAUGGUCUAUUAAAUUAUCGGCCACUACCGAGUCCUAUAUGAUUUCUGUUGAGCGAGUGCUCGAAUACACGGCUAUUAAACCCGAGGCAGAGCUCGAGUCCACUCCCGAUCUGAAACCACCCAAAGAUUGGCCACAAAUGGGAGAAAUAGUGUUCAAAGAUAUG